AUACUUCUUAAAUUGCCAUAAUUCCACCCUACCUUGAUAAAAUGGCAACUUAUUUGAACCAGUUACCAGAAUUUCCCGACAGCAUAACAUGCAAAAACUCCAUGACAUUGCAAAAUCGUCCACUGUGCAUUAUUAAUAUGGCUAUUGAUUACGACACUGAAUGUCAAUGUUAAUCCAACGUGGUUUACUGGGGGGACAAUGGUGGUGAAAGGCCAUGUCCAUGGCGCAUCCUCGCAGUCGACAGUUGGCUCGCCAUUCGAUCACCGACCACCAAAUGUGUCCUAUGUCACCGUCAUUAUGCCAUGGCUGGCAUAGAACUAAUCAUAUCGUCAAUAUGUAACGCCACCUUCUGCGAAAUACCUUACAAUGAGACUUAUCAAGCGCCGGAUUCGUUGGUGGAGAAGGACAUUAAUUUCAUGAGUUUGAUGAAGGAAGUCAAUGGGAAACAUAUUAAAGUUACGACUUAUAACAACACUCCCCUGAGUUCGACAGAAUUUGAAAAUGGGACAGUGGUCGGUUAUGGCGUGGCUUUCACCAUCAUGAAUAUUUUACGAAAAAAGUUCAAUUUCACUUAUGAGAUUAUACUACCUACAAAGAACUACGAAUUGGGAUCCAAAAUCAGUGAUGACUCAAUAAUAGGACUUCUGAACACCAGCAAAGUGGAUAUGGCCGUUGCGUUUCUACCAACAUUGCUACCGUACCGGGAGAAGGUGUCAUUCUCAAUAGACCUGGACGAAGGUGUGUGGGUUAUGAUGCUGAAGAGGCCCAAAGAAUCCGCAGCUGGCUCCGGUUUACUAGCGCCAUUUAACGAUCUUGUAUGGUAUCUAGUCCUGGCUGCUGUCUUAACCUUCGGGCCCUGUAUCACGUUCUUCACUCGAGUCCGGAGCAAGCUGAUCACAGACGACGAAGGCGUUCUCCCCUUAAAACCAAGCUUUUGGUUCGUGUACAGCGCCUUUCUCAAGCAGGGCACCAAUUUGUCACCUGAAGCCAAUACAACACGUGUCCUUUUCGUGACAUGGUGGUUGUUCAUGAUCUUGCUAUCAGCUUUCUACACGGCGAACCUGACGGCUUUCUUAACGCUAUCCAAGUUUACACUCGCCAUUGAGACUCCAAGGGACUUGUAUCAGAAGAACACCCGUUGGGUCGCUUCAGCUGGAAGCUCGGUCGAACAUGUUGUCAAAACUGAAGGCGAAGACCUAUAUUUCUUGAACGCAAUGAUAAGCAGUGGCAAGGCUAGGUUUCUAUCCGUGAGUGGCGAUAAAGAAUUCUUGGAAUAUGUAAAGAAAGAAGCGGUGCUGGUCAAGGAACAAACUGUGGUAGACCACUUGAUGUACAAUGACUACAUAUCGAAGAAGGACGUGGAUGAAUCCGAUAAAUGCACUUACGUUGUGGCUCCUAGUGCGUUCAUGAAGAAACAGAGGGCGUUCGCGUACCCGGUAGGCAGUAAGCUGAAGAGUUUAUUCGAUCCUGUACUAACCCAGAUAUUCCAAGCUGGCAUCCUUGACUUUCUGAAGCGCAGUGACCUGCCGAGCACGAAGAUAUGUCCUCUAGAUUUACAAUCCAAGGACCGUAAGCUCCGGAACAGUGAUCUUAUAAUGACGUAUUUGGUUAUGGUUGCUGGAUCCGCUACCGCCGUCGCUGUGUUUGGCGCCGAGAUAUUCGUAAAACGCUACCUCUCCGGCAAACUGAAUAAGACCAAGAAAUCUAAGAGGAAGAAGUCUAAGGCAGGCAAAUCAUCAAAGAUUCACGAUGAUAGCCGUCCACCUCCAUACGACUCACUGUUUGGAAAGAACCCUAAAUUCAACUUGGAGACUACACGGAUGAAAAUGAUAAACGGCAGAGAAUAUUACGUCUUUGAAACGAGCAAUGGUGACAAAAAACUUAUCCCUGCUAGGGCACCAUCAUCCUUUCUUUACAGGUCCGAUAAAUAAAAUACAAGAAAGGAAACAAUGGACACGUGGAAAAUACUUAGUAACAAUUAUAUAUAGAACUUAAUUAUAAUAAUCGUUAUGUACCUACGUAACACAUCGAUGCUAUCAGAGAAGGUAAUAAUGUCAAAGUCCAUUUUGACUUAGAAAACAAGCUGACUAAUAUCUAAUACAUAAAUUAAGUAGAAUAAGUACAAAUGUGUUAUCUAAGACAAAAUUAAGUAGAAUAAGUUGAGUACAAAUUUUAAUGUGUGUAAAAUUAAUUUUAAAUCACACUGGCACUAUAAAGUCACUAGUUCUUUAUUUAAAUGGGGCAGAACUUUAAAAAUAAAGGAAUUCAAAUGACACCUUGUUUUAAUACAUAUUUUUAUUAAUUGCGUUAAGCAAUCCAUAAUUCAUUAUCAAUCAACAUCUACAAUUAUUAUUAAAAAAAAAAGAUUUAGACGUCUGUGGUCACAGUAAGUUUGUACAAAUCAAAAUAAAAAAAAAACACAUUUUUUUUUCGUCAAUAAAAUCUGUUAAAACCUGUACUGACUGGCUUCAUCAGUCAGUUUAGAGUUCAGAACAUAAACCAUAAUAAAACUUAUUCCUAUAAACAUAAGAUACAAAUUAAAAAUAAUUCAUUUGGAACAUGUCAAUUGUAUUCAAGAUACUUGCUUACAUCAUCGGAAUUACAGUGUAUCCAAAGUCAU
Spodoptera exigua (beet armyworm) is the source of this 2620-nucleotide messenger RNA. Lineage: Eukaryota; Metazoa; Arthropoda; Insecta; Lepidoptera; Noctuidae. The record is from the annotation of a GenBank genome assembly.